AUGGUCGUAGACCUCUUGAACCGUGAUUCUGGUGCCCUUCGUCUCUUGGAUGAUCCCGAGAAAGGUACAGUGGUGGAGAAGCUGACGGAGGAGGUCGUAAGAAAUAGUCAGCAUCUUAGGAGCUUAAUUGCUACUUGUGAAGAUCAAAGGCAAGUUGGUGAAACAUCUUUGAACAAUUACUGGUCAAGAUCACAUCAGAUAAUCAGAGAUAAUCAGACUGAAUAUGAGAAUGGAUUUUGGAAGGUGUAUAAGUUGGUCGAGGAGCAUAGUCAUGAACUUGUUGAACGUCCUGAUAAGCAUUUUCUUCCAACUGAAUGGCAUCUCACUCAGCUCGAGAAGCAUGUUAUACACAGCAUGUCUAAGCUGAAUUUGGGUCCUGUCAAGGUGUUUAAUGUUAUGAAGACUUGUUUUGGUGGUUUUGAAGAUGUGGGCGCAAGCAAAGUUGAAUUUAAGAACUAUAAGAGAUACUCUAUGGUGUUUGUACCGUUCACUGGUAUAGACAAUCAUCACUGCAAUGUUACAUUUGGUGCAACAUUGUUGGCGUCGGAAACUACUGAUACGUAUAUUUGGUUGUUAAGAUUUUUUCUUAAAGUUGUUGGUUCUCAGCUAAAAGUUGUUGUCACUGACCAAGAUCCAGCGAUUAAAAAGGCUAUUUCUGCUGUAUUUGUUGACACGAGGCAUCGGUUAUGCAUGUGGCAUGUGAUGCAUAAACUUUCUCUGAAGGUUGGUGUUAGGCUAUGCAAUUCCACCAAUUUUAAAGAACGUAUCUGUGGUGUUGUGUGGACGGAUAUUCUCACACCUGAAGAGUGUGAAUUAGAAUGGGAAAUGGUUAUUGCAGAAUUCAAUUUAGAAGAUAAUGACUGGUUAUCUGAUAUUUUUUCACUUAGGGAAUCUUGGAUCCCUGCGUACUAUAGAAUGGAGCCUAUGUCUGGUCUUAUGCGAACGACAUCCAGGUCGGAGAGUGAGAAUCAUUUUUUUGGUCAAGUGUGCAAUUCGAAAGCUACUCUUGUUGAGUUCAUGACGCAUUAUGAGACUGCAAUAGAAGCACAACGUCACACACAUCGUAAAAAUGAUCAUGAAUCUCGAUACAAAAGACCCCUGUUUAAGAGUAGUUACAAAGUGUUGGAAGGGCAAGCUGUUGAUAUAUAUACAAAAAGUAUUUUUUGUGAUGUUCAAGCUGAGCUUAUUGGAGUUGCGGAUUGCAUAAAUCAAUGUUACGAAGAUCAGCCUGAUGGGUUGUUAAGUUUUAUGUAA
Messenger RNA from Helianthus annuus (common sunflower), 1254 nucleotides. Its product is annotated as protein FAR1-RELATED SEQUENCE 5-like. Gene Ontology annotation, biological process: regulation of DNA-templated transcription; microtubule-based movement. Gene Ontology annotation, molecular function: microtubule binding; microtubule motor activity; ATP binding. Bases 1 to 1254 code for a protein of 417 amino acids. The transcript is spliced from 6 exons. The record is from RefSeq and is a predicted model, not a curated record. NCBI's taxonomy places the organism in Eukaryota, Viridiplantae, Streptophyta, Magnoliopsida, Asterales, Asteraceae.